Molecule: messenger RNA, 2008 nt
Organism: Anoplopoma fimbria (sablefish)
Lineage: Eukaryota; Metazoa; Chordata; Actinopteri; Perciformes; Anoplopomatidae
Product: insulin-like growth factor-binding protein 1
Exons: 4
Coding region: 170-982 (270 amino acids)
Biological process (GO): regulation of insulin-like growth factor receptor signaling pathway
Cellular component (GO): extracellular region
Molecular function (GO): insulin-like growth factor II binding; insulin-like growth factor I binding
Source: RefSeq, a predicted model, not a curated record
AUAAAUACGGCUGCGCGCAACGCACAGUUAGACAUUUUAGCCCCCAAAAUCAAAACGAAAGACGCAACUGAGCAAGAACCGUUUGGAGAAUCCGGCUCCUACCUUUUGAUUAUCCUCUCUGCUUUGCUCUACAUUUUUUAUAUUCUAUAUUUAGUAUAUCCAGCUCACUAUGUUGGCCAUGGGUGGAUUAUAUGUGAAGCACGUCGUGCUGGCAGCGCUGUGCUCCGUGCUGGCCACAGGGACGCUGGGGUCCCCGGUGGUGGGGCCAGAGCCGAUCCGAUGCGCCCCGUGUUCCCCGGAGAAGCUGAGCCAGUGUCCGGCGGUGGCGCCCGGAUGCGCCGAGGUGCUGCGGGAACCCGGCUGCGGAUGCUGCCUCGCCUGCGCCCUGAAGGCUGAGGAGCUGUGCGGGAUCUACACGGCGCCGUGCGGCUCCGGACUGAGGUGCACCCCGAGACCCGGCGACCCCCGGCCGCUGCAUUCCCUCACCCGGGGACAAGCCUUGUGCACGGAGAGCACUGAGCCCGAGCCGACCCCCGAGCCCCAGACACAAGAUCAGGGAGAGCCAGAGGCUGAGAUGGAGAACACAGCCAUCGUCUCGGACCCCAGCUCCAGCCACUACCUCCCCGGCCACAGUAAGCCCUACGACCCGAGGGCUGCUGCCGAGGCUCAGGGGAGCAUGAAAGCCAAACUCACCGCCAUCCGAAGGAAACUGGUCGAACAGGGACCCUGUCACGUUGAGCUGCAGAGAGCCUUGGACAAGAUUGCCAAAUCCCAGCAGAAAUUAGGGGACAAAUUAACCAGAUUCUACCUCCCCAACUGUGACAAACACGGGCUUUACAAACCAAAACAGUGUGAGUCCUCUCUGGACGGACAGAGGGGUCGAUGCUGGUGUGUGAACCCCUGGAACGGCAAGAAGAUUUUAGGUUCGACUGACCUGCCUGCAGAUGCCGAGUGCCCUUUAAGAGAUCAACCACUGAUAUAGAUCUCACUAAAAAAAAACAAGAAGAAGUAAGCCACUGAUUUUUUCCUUUUUUUUGAUAGCUGUUUAUUUAUUGAUCUUGUCCAUGGUGGUGUUUAAUUCAGGUACACUGUCAUUGCGGGGCUUCGGGUCCCAGCUAUCCUGAUCCCCUCCCUCCCUCCUCUUCAAACACCCGUCCCAAAGAGAAAAAAAAGAUCUAUUUUUGUUUUUCUGAAAAGAAGAUUUUAAUAUUGAUGCAUUUUACUUAUACUCUUCAGCCUUAUUUAUUUCAACUUUAUUUCAUUUUAUUUGUUUUUUGUAAUUAUUUUAUGAGUAUUUAUAUCAUUUUCUGCCUUAUUGUUAUUAUUAUAUUAUUAUUUUUAUGGGUGUAUAAAGUGUAUAUAUGUAUCUUGGCCCUGAGUAACUCCACUGCUGAGUUGAGCUCGCUCUACCCUUAAGGAGUUGUCUGGAGGUUUGGUUUGUGACAAACCAAGCAAGAACAAAAGCACUGAGUUACCAAAUGUCAUUUAGAAGUAUUUCUAAAUGUUGUUUUUAUGAUUCAUUUUCACCUUGUUGCCAUUGUUAUGUCUUUUUUUUAUUUGAUGUUUUGACACAUGAUCAGCUCUUGUCAGUGAAUGCAAAACUCUCAGUUGGGAAUCCUUAAACAGUACUCAGAAAACAUUUCCCAUGGUUCCAUGGGGUUGCAGUUUGCAUGACAGGCAGUGCCUCCCUGCGCCGCCUCUCAGACGGGUAUUUCUACAUUUACCUACCUCCAAUAUUUAUGUGUCUGCUGUCGGUUGUGUUGAUGUAUCUGUCGAAAAACUUGCUAGUUUCCUUUACAUGUUGCUGUUCUCUCUGACCAAGAACACAUGACCACAAAGAGCGAGUCACGCCUCUGCUCUUCAUCCACAUGCUGCUGUUGGGGGGGAGAAUUAUUGUUUGUGUGAGUCUAUUCCAAAGUGACAAACUGCUCACAUGUGUGUAUGUAUACUUUUGUAAUUGAGAUGUAAUGUAAGAAGAAAAAAAAAGGUGAUAUAUUUAAUAAAAACA